AUGGCAGACUCUCUCAGAGUUGAGGAGGUGGGCUGGGAUCAUCCUGAUGCCUCCGCCCUGAGAGAACAACAGCGCGUCGACAUUGCUGUUCUGUACGACCGCGUCGACUCGGAGCCAGGCACCCCACCGAGCGCUGACGAUAUAACGUGCUUCUGUGUAGCUUACCAGAGCGGCGUCGCUGUCGGAUGUGCAGGCUUACGCAGAUUGGAUCAAGACUCAGCGGAGCUCAAAAGGAUGUUCGUCGCAAAGCCCGCCCGCGGCAAAGGUGCGGCCGACGCCCUCGUCGAGUUUCUCGAGCGCAAAGCACUCGCCUUGGGCAUCCGUCGUCUCUUGCUCGAGACGGGCGACAAGCUGAAAGAAGCGCAGCGCUUCUACACUCGCAAUGGCUACCGCAUCAUUCCUAACUUUGGCUAUUACCAGGGUAUCGAGACGUCCAUCUGCAUGGAGAAGACUCUCUCGGAUGCAUGUACGGCACCGCCAACAAAUGUCUGA
Messenger RNA from Sporisorium graminicola, 492 nucleotides. RefSeq lists its product as uncharacterized. Gene Ontology annotation, molecular function: acyltransferase activity, transferring groups other than amino-acyl groups. Lineage: Eukaryota; Fungi; Basidiomycota; Ustilaginomycetes; Ustilaginales; Ustilaginaceae. The coding region runs from base 1 to 492 and encodes 163 amino acids. The record is from RefSeq and is a predicted model, not a curated record. The transcript has 2 exons.